CGUCUGCGCUGCUGCAGUCGAGUGCGUGCAGGGCCGGACUGUCUCCCUAGAGUGCCUCCCCAUGCACACACGAGCAGAUCGCGUAGCAUCUCCUAUCGGCGUAUAAGCACGUACUCUCGCGUAUCUACGUCGGGCGAUAAGCGAGCAUUUUAGCAGAAGAGAAUUUCCGCGGCCGGCGCGUCGACUGCUAGCGCUACAAAGUAUACACAUCGGUGGGCUACCGAUGCAGGUAUAGCGAGAACCGAGCAGCGACAGAGCGAGAGAGAGAGAGAGAGAGAGAGAGAGAGAGAGAGAGAGAGAGAGGGAGGCGACGGUGGUGAUGGCAUCGGCGCGAAAAGGUUAGGAGUGGUGUGUGUGUGUGUGUAGGCUCGCUGGGCGCGUCAGGCUGCAGAUAGACAGGCAGGCAGAUCGUGUGCUGCCAGUGAGGAGUCGCGAGCGCGAGCGUGGACGGCUUAUUCGAUCGCGGACAGCGCGACUGACGAGUGCCAAUACACAGCAGUAGAUGAUGCCCCGUGCAGACGAGGAGCGACCGGGCCUCGAUGCCGCCGAGGUGCGCAGCGCCGUGCCCAAAUCCAGACAAGAGCUUCUUAAAUGGGACGGUUGGGGUUACAAAGAUUCCGCCUUCACAGUCAAUGAGAAGGAAAUCAUCGAGUUUACUGGAAGCAGGUAUCCGAUAGGCAACCAAGAGUUGCCCUACUUCACUAAAUGGGUCAAGGACAUGUUCCACGUGAACAUGGCCUGUCGCGCGGAACACAAGUCCAUUCCGCAAGACUACCCGGAGCCGACGAUCAGCGAUACAUUCCUCGAGGCGGUCAAGUCGCUGGGAGUGGACUACUCCGUCCAGGGCGUCGACCGCCUCAUCCGAGCGCACGGACACGCGCUGCGGGAAAUCUUCAUGCUGAAACGGGGCGUCUACAGGAGGAUACCGGAUAUCGUUAUUUGGCCGAAAUGUCACGACGACGUGAAGCGAGUGGUGCGAGCUUGCCUGGGCCACGGGGUGGCCAUCAUCCCGUUCGGCGGCGGAACAUCGGUCAGUGGAGCGGCCAACUGUCCGGAGAACGAGAGACGCACGAUCGUCUGCCUGGACACGACCCAGAUGAAUCGUAUUCUUUGGAUCGAUCGGGACAACCUGCUCGCCUGCUGCGAAGCCGGCAUCAUAGGGCAGGACCUCGAGCGCGAGCUCAGGCUCAGGGGACUCACCUCUGGCCAUGAGCCAGACUCCUAUGAGUUCUCUAGUCUCGGCGGAUGGGUGGCGACGCGCGCCAGCGGCAUGAAGAAGAACGUCUACGGCAACAUCGAGGACCUGGUGAUCAGGGUGCGCAUGGUAACGGGCCGCAGCGAAGAUCCCGAGGUGACCCUCGAGCGCGGUGCGCAAGUGCCGCGCGCCUCCACCGGCCCGGACUUCGACCACGUAAUCCUCGGCAGCGAGGGCACUCUCGGCGUCAUCACCGAGGUCGUGUUCAAGGUCCGGCCGCUGCCCACUAUCGUCAAGUACGGCAGCGUCGUCUUUCCCGACUUCGAGAGCGGACUCGGAGCUCUCAGAGAGGUGGCUCGGGAGCGGUGCCAGCCCGCCAGCAUCCGGCUGAUGGACAACGAGCAGUUCAAAUUCGGCCAGGCCCUGAGACCCGAGUCGAGCUGGCUCGGCACGAUCAUGCAGGGUCUGAAGCACGCGUACAUCAGCCACAUAAAGGGCUUCAGCUGGGACACGCUGUGCGUGGCGACGCUGCUCUUCGAGGGCAACUCGGCCAAGGACGUGGCGGCCCACGAGGCCAAGAUCUACGACAUCGCGAGGCGCCACGGCGGCGUACCCUCCGGCGAGACGAACGGCGAGCGCGGCUACACUCUCACCUUCGUCAUCGCUUACAUCCGCGAUCUGGGCCUCGACUACAACGUGGUCUCCGAGAGCUUUGAGACGUCGGUCGCGUGGAACCGGGCCUCGGCCCUCUGUCGCAACGUCAAGGCUCGCGUCGCCGCCGAGUGCCACGCCCGCGAGAUCCACCACUUUCUCAUCUCCUGCCGCAUCACCCAGACCUACGACUCGGGCUGCUGCAUCUACUUCUACAUGGGCUUCAACUACGAAAACCUGGCCGAUCCCGUCGCCACCUACGAGGCCAUCGAGCACUCGGCUCGCGAGGAGAUUCUCGCCUGCGGCGGCAGCUUGUCUCAUCAUCACGGGGUAGGCAAGAUGCGCGCGAGCUUCUACCCGGAGGCGGUGGGCGAGGCUGGCCUCUCGCUUUACCGAGCCACCAAGAACCACCUCGAUCCCAACAACAUAUUCGCCGCAGGCAAUCUCGAUCCCCUUGGCAAGCCGAAGCUCUAAGCUCGUUCGGAUGCUUUUUUGGCUGAUCGUUAUUACAUGCGAGCUCGUCUUUAUACACUCGACGUCCGACGCGUAUGGUUACAGAUAGUUUGUAGAAGCUAUUAUUCAGAAGAGGCGCCGAGGAGAGGCGAGCGUGGAAAACAAAGUUACCCCUGAAGAGGCUUCACGGAUACAGGAUUAAAGAUAUACCAGAGAAUGCGCAUUUCGAGCAAAUACGAAAUUUUAAUCUUACUGACACUUUUUAUAACUUAUUAUAAAUAAAGAACAAAGUUUUAAGAGAGAAAUAAGUUUCAUUACAAAAUUCGUCAUUCUCGCUUUGUCUUUACCAUUUUUCGGCUUUCAAAGUUCAGUUUUCCAUUCGCACUUGUUCAACUUUUCAAACUCACGCGCAUUGCGGUAAGUAUUUUUCUUUGUAAAAAAACCCUUUUUUUACUAUCUUAAUAGUUAUUGCUUUUUUCGUUACAACUGAGCUGCACAACUAGAAAUUCAUUCAUGUGCAUUAGGUAUGUAAAUGAAAUCAAUGAAAGCGCAAGUUUUGAACGCAUUGUUUACGAAGGCA
Molecule: messenger RNA, 2879 nt
Organism: Nasonia vitripennis (jewel wasp)
Lineage: Eukaryota; Metazoa; Arthropoda; Insecta; Hymenoptera; Pteromalidae
Gene: Agps
Product: alkyldihydroxyacetonephosphate synthase
Exons: 6
Coding region: 503-2320 (605 amino acids)
Biological process (GO): lipid biosynthetic process
Molecular function (GO): alkylglycerone-phosphate synthase activity; FAD binding
Source: RefSeq, a predicted model, not a curated record